GUUACAUUUGCAAGUCGCGUCGCGUUUAUUUAUGAUUAUCUGUCAUUUAGACGUCUCCUGGACUUCUCUUUGGGUCCUGACCCUUGUAAUAUUGUUUGAAAUGUCUUCAGAUGCCGGUGAUAAGUAUGUUUCUGUAGAUUUUGAGGUGUUCGGGAAUGUCCAAGGUGUUUGCUUCAGAAUGUAUACAGAGACAGAAGCGCAGAAACUGGGCGUGACGGGCUGGGUGAAGAACACUAGACAGGGCACUGUGGUGGGACAGGUGCAGGGACACCCUGAAAAAGUUACAGAAAUGAAGUACUGGCUCAGUAAGGUGGGCAGUCCCAGCUCUCGAAUCCACCGCGCUCAGUUCACCAAUGAGAAACCAAUCACUAAACUGGAGAUUCGUGGAUUUGGCACUCGCUACUGAAACCCCGCCAGACCGAUCGGCACCGGCAAACAACAAACACAAAUACUUGGUAGAUAGUUUACAUGCACACUUUAUAAGAAAAACUAAAUCUUUAACCCAUAGUUAUAAUUUGUUGUUUCUUAGCGUAGGGUUGUAAAUAUGAUACUUUGUUUGAUGCUAUGCAAUUUUCUCAAAGCAAAACACAUAUUUAUGAGUAAAGUAUGAUUGUAUCUGAUUCAUCAAUUCAAACUCAGUAUAAAAGAUUAUAAAAUAUAAUAUAUUGUAGUGGAUUUUUAUCUUAGAUUUUUUUAUGUUUUUGAAAGAAGUCUCUUCUGCUCACUGACCAAAAUUACAGUAAAAUGUUUGAAAAACUACUAUUAAAAAUGACAGUUCUCUAUGUGAAUAUAUAGUAAAAAUUUCCAGCAUCAUUCCUCCAGUCUUCAGUGUCACAUGAUCCUUCAGAUAUCAUUAUAAUAUGCUGAUUUGCUGCUGAAGAAACCUUUCUGAUUAUAAUCAAAAAGAAAUCAAUACUUUUAUUCACCAAGCACUCAUUAGAUUCUGACGGAAUCCAAUCAGAAGUGACAGUAAAUACAUUUAUAAUGUUACAAAAUAUUUCUGUUUCAGAUAAAUGCUGUUCUUUUGAACUUUGUUCAUUCAAAGAACCCUGAAACAAUAAAACGUAUCACAGGUUCCACGGAAAUAAUCAGAAAUGUUUCUUGAGCAGUAAAUCAUCAUAUUAUUCUGAUUUCUGAAGAUCAUGUGACACUGAAGACUGGAGGAAUGAUGCUGAAAAUACAGCUGCGCAUCACAAAAAUAAAUUACACUUUAACAGAUAUUCACAAAGAAACCAGUUAUUUUGAAUUGUAAAAAUAUUUUCACAUUUUUACUGUAUUUUAGAUCAAAUAAAUGCAGCCUCGGUGAGCAGAAGAGACUUCUAUAUGUCCAGCCAUUGGUCAAAAACAGCUAUUUUGAAGUAAAGUUUUAUGAAACAAAUAAACGUCUAUUAAAACGCUGAA
Molecule: messenger RNA, 1401 nt
Organism: Carassius carassius (crucian carp)
Lineage: Eukaryota; Metazoa; Chordata; Actinopteri; Cypriniformes; Cyprinidae
Product: acylphosphatase-2-like
Exons: 4
Coding region: 32-406 (124 amino acids)
Molecular function (GO): acylphosphatase activity
Source: RefSeq, a predicted model, not a curated record